Messenger RNA from Mangifera indica (mango), 939 nucleotides. Its product is annotated as 60S ribosomal protein L11. The record is from RefSeq and is a predicted model, not a curated record. Gene Ontology annotation, biological process: translation. The coding region runs from base 153 to 701 and encodes 182 amino acids. NCBI's taxonomy places the organism in Eukaryota, Viridiplantae, Streptophyta, Magnoliopsida, Sapindales, Anacardiaceae. The transcript is spliced from 5 exons. Gene Ontology annotation, cellular component: cytosolic large ribosomal subunit; ribosome. Gene Ontology annotation, molecular function: structural constituent of ribosome; RNA binding.
AAUAAUAUUGGGGGCAAUACUGUCAUUAGACUCAAGGAGAGCCCUCCAAAACCCUAGUGUAACUCACUUUGUUUUGGUUCUCCAUAUUAGGGUUUGGUUCCUCUCCAUCUUCACUGAAGAGCGGCUGCAACUUCAUCAUACCCUAAACCGAAAUGGCCUCAGAGAAGAAAUUGCAGAACCCAAUGAGGGAAAUCAAAGUGCAGAAGCUUGUUCUCAACAUCUCUGUUGGUGAAAGUGGAGAUCGUCUCACUAGAGCUGCUAAGGUGCUGGAACAACUCAGUGGCCAAACACCUGUUUUCUCAAAAGCAAGGUACACUGUUCGAUCCUUUGGAAUUAGAAGGAAUGAAAAGAUUGCUUGCUAUGUCACAGUAAGGGGUGACAAGGCAAUGCAGCUUUUGGAGAGUGGAUUAAAAGUGAAGGAAUAUGAACUUCUGCGAAGAAACUUCAGUGACACUGGCUGUUUUGGCUUUGGUAUCCAGGAGCACAUUGAUCUUGGAAUCAAGUAUGACCCUUCAACUGGUAUUUAUGGAAUGGACUUCUAUGUUGUUCUUGAACGCCCAGGUUACCGUGUAGGCCGUCGCCGUAGAUGCAAGUCUCGUGUUGGGAUCCAGCACAGGGUUACAAAGGAGGAUGCUAUGAAAUGGUUCCAGGUCAAAUAUGAAGGAGUGAUCCUUAACAAGGCCCAGACAAUAGGCUCUUAAGCAAUCAACAGAUCUUUAGAACCAUGUGAGAUUUUGCAAUCAUAGAUUGACAUUUAGUAGACAGUGGUUAUUUCUUAGAUUUUGGCAAGCUUGGUUAAUGCAUUUGGUGAGAUAUCUUUUGUUUUUUUCAAUAUCAUCCAAGAUUUAUAUUAUUCAGAUGCUCUCAGAAGUUUUUAUUACAUUGUUUGGACAUUGAUUUGCCUUGAGAUUUUGCAAAUUUCAUUCCCUUUAACUAUUA